Cyprinus carpio (common carp) is the source of this 1077-nucleotide messenger RNA. Its product is annotated as opsin-5-like. NCBI's taxonomy places the organism in Eukaryota, Metazoa, Chordata, Actinopteri, Cypriniformes, Cyprinidae. The transcript is spliced from 6 exons. The record is from RefSeq and is a predicted model, not a curated record. Gene Ontology annotation, cellular component: membrane. Gene Ontology annotation, biological process: G protein-coupled receptor signaling pathway. The coding region runs from base 1 to 1077 and encodes 358 amino acids. Gene Ontology annotation, molecular function: G protein-coupled receptor activity.
AUGUCUGUGCAGACCCCGCUUCAGGUGGUGAACAGCCCCCGGAGAACAACCACGUUCAGCCCUUCUGAGCCGCACCCCGGCCCCGUCCGAGCAGGGAGAGACGAUCAUCGCCGUCUAUUUUCUCGUUUCUGGGUUGGUUGUCGUGGUUCGGGCAACAGCAUCGCGGAUCUUCGUUUCUGUUCAAGCCACCAGAUCGCCUCUGCAGCCCAUGCGAACUCAUCUGAUCGCCAACCUCGGCCAUUUCUGAUGCCAGCAUCUCCGCAGGUUCGGAUAUUCCAGAGGAAUCCUCGUAGAUCUUCAACGCCUUCUUCAGGGAUAACGGAUACCUCAUCACCUCUGUGUCGGACGCCAGUGGUGGGCAGCAUCAACACUCUGACCGUCAUCAGCAUCAGCAGAUACAUCAAGGGCUGUCACCCCAAUAAAGCUCACUGCAUCACCAGCGUCACCGUGCUCAUCUGUAUCAUCUUCAUCUGGACGGGAGCCGUGUUCUGGUCCGGAGCGCCGAUCCUGGGCUGGGGAAGCUACACGGAUCGUGGAUAUGGCACCUGUGAGAUCGACUGGGUCAAAGCCAACUACUCAACCAUCCACAAGUCCUACAUCAUCUCCAUCCUCAUCUUCUGCUUCUUCAUCCCUGUGCUGAUCAUGCUGUUCUCCUACAUCUCCAUCAUCAACACGGUGAAGAGAGGAAACGCCAUGUCAGCGGAGGGAGAUCUGACCGACAGACAGCGCAAGAUCGAGAGAGACGUCACCGUCGUGUCUAUAGUGAUCUGCACGGCGUUCAUCCUGGCCUGGUCUCCGUACGCGGUCGUGUCCAUGUGGUCAGCGUGGGGUUUCCACGUGCCCAGUCUCACCAGCAUCUUCACGCGGCUCUUCGCCAAAUCCGCCAGCUUCUACAACCCUCUCAUCUACUUCGGCCUGAGCUCCAAGUUCCGGCGCGACGUGAGCGUGCUGCUGCCCUGCGGCGGAGAGGCCAGAGACGCCGUCAAGCUCAAGCGCUUCAAAGAGUUCAAGGGGAAGGCGGACGGCAAACAAGAACGAGAAAAAAUACCAUCCGGCAAACCCCGCCCCCAGCCCUGA